Molecule: messenger RNA, 964 nt
Organism: Effrenium voratum
Lineage: Eukaryota; Dinophyceae; Suessiales; Symbiodiniaceae
Source: the annotation of a GenBank genome assembly
GUUGUCACUCACUCAUGGAUUUCACAUCAUUUCCUCAACGUUCCAAUUGGCACCUAUGGUGUACUUCGAAUGCGGAGAGUGCAAUGAGACGGUCAAGAAGCCUAAGUUGGCAAAGCAUUUGCUGAGCUGCAACGCAGCGUACGUAAGCUGCAUCGACUGCUCGAAGGUUUUUGCCUGGAACGAGUGGGAGGGACACACGAAUUGCAUCUCAGAGGCUCAGAAGUAUCAGGGCAGUCUAUAUCAGCCCAAGGAGAGCACCAACAAGGGACAGGUGAAGCAGGAUGCCUGGGUUGACAACGUGAGGACGGCCAUUGAGGAUCCCAAGAUGGACAUUGAUGCAAACACGAGGAGCUUGCUGCAGAAGCUUCUGGGCUUUGACAACAUACCGCGGAAGGAGAAGGCUUUCUACAACUUCGUGAAGAACUCCCUGAAGAUCUGGGAUGACGGCAAGAUCGGCGCGAUGUGGAAAGUUGUGGCUGCGAACUCUAAGCCAGCUGGACAGGCUCAGGCCAAACCCAACAAUGGGACGAACGGUACAAGUGCCAAGACCUGGCCAGGCUGGAAGCGUGCCGUCGAGGACGAGCUGCGGGAGGGUGCGAUGCCCUGGAAGCGGCUGUGCACGCGCCUGGUGGCGCGGUACCGCGACACUGGAAACAAGGGCUCGGAGGAGGAGCUGGAGCUGCAGGCCUUGAGCAACAUUCCAGAGGAAUACUGCUCUGACAAAGACCCGACAGUCAAGCUCAUGAAGUGAUGCUUCAAAAGGUAGGCUGGGUCGCGCCCGUUUUGUGAGUACUUGCCGUGGAGAAAUAAGCCCAACGCAGAGUCUUUGCAGCGCAAAUCUGGCAUGGCUUGUUGGGGGAACCAAUAAUCCAUCCUCGGUUUGCUGGUUGCGAAGAUUUGGACCUGAGGCGGAGUGCGGAGGUUUCUGCACGCGCCGUUUUCAGCGGAGCAAAACAGGAGCAGC